AUGGAGAGGACAAGCUCAUUGCCAAGAAAGAUAAUGGUGGUGGCAGAUCCAACCCGUGAAUCGGCUGGUGCAUUACAGUGGGUAUUAUCUCAUGCAAUUCUGGAACAUGAUGAGUUGAUUCUUCUUCAUGUAGCAAAUGCGAGUUCAUGGCGGAAUACAUUGACUACAUUCCUUAAACGAUCGCCUUCUGCAACAACCACAAGUGAAGGCGGAUCAGAGAGGGGGGAAAGAGGAGUAGGUGGAGGUGGUGGUGGAGAAGAUAAAGAACAAAAAGAGCAAAAAGAAAGGGAUUUAGAGUUUCUAGCAGAGAUGAAAAAUGCAUGUGAAUUAGCUCAACCAAAGGUGAAGGUAAAUACAGAAAGAGUAGAAAUGGAAGGGAGGGAGAAGGCUUUUACUGUUCUUAUGCAAAGUAAGCUUUUGAGCAUUGACCUUCUUGUUGUUGGCCAGCGACGCCAUCUCUCUAGUGCAAUUUUAGGAUGUAGGCUGAGCACGCAUUCUACAAAGGCAACAAAAGGAAUGGAUACCGCCGAGUACUUGAUUGAGAACAGCAAAUGCACUUGUGUUGGAGUUCAAAAGAAAGGCCAAAAUGGUGGCUAUCUUCUAAAUACCAAGACCCACAAGAACUUUUGGCUUCUGGCAUAG
Papaver somniferum (opium poppy) is the source of this 642-nucleotide messenger RNA. RefSeq lists its product as uncharacterized. The transcript has 2 exons. Lineage: Eukaryota; Viridiplantae; Streptophyta; Magnoliopsida; Ranunculales; Papaveraceae. The record is from RefSeq and is a predicted model, not a curated record. Bases 1 to 642 code for a protein of 213 amino acids.